CCCUGCACCCGGCCCAAAAGCUUUGUGUUUUUACAGAUAUUAGACAUGUUUCUUGUUUAAGAAAAAAAAACUUAACGAAAACGUAGGAGAAUAAGAGAAACAUUUUUCCAAAAAAGAGAAAUCAUUGUGAUGAUUUUAUCUUAUUAGAAUGUUGGAUAAUAUAGUCUGCUUCAUUAAUCAUCAAGCAUGCUAUGCAUUUUCCAUUUUUAUAGGAUCUGUAUCUCAGUUAAGGUAAUACUGGUAAUUUUUGUACUGUAAUCAAAGAUGAAAAAUAUAGGCCAAAAUCAUAGACCUUGCAUAGAAGCUGGAUAAUGAAGACAACUAUGGAGAAAAACAUAGAUACACACACACGGACACACAUAUAUAUAAAGUAUACACACAUAUAUUUUUUAAAGGUUUAAAGCUUUUAAAGCAAAAGCCGGCCCCUCUUCUCUUCCAGAGUGGGAGGCCUCUCCGCUCUCUUAGAGUGGGUGGGGAGAGCGGUUGCCAUGGGCAGCUUUCCUUGUGAGUCACAGGGCCCUCUGGACACGCUGCUGUCUGGCCACGCCCCCUUGCCCUUUCAUCUUUCUCAUUGACCAAUGGGCUUGGAGCAUUAAGGCCACGCCCCUAUUCCGCAUUCUACUGGGGCCCUGGUUACGCCUCCUCUGGCUCAGUCACACAGCUGUCUGGUAGGUGACUGGAAGCAUUGAUCGGUGCUUACUGAGAUUUUGCUGCUGUGACCCCAACCCUUCCUCCCUCCCCAACCCUUCCUCCCUCCCCAACCUGCGAUGGCAGAAGAAACUCAACACAACAAAUUGGCUGCAGCCAAGAAAAAGUUAAAAGAAUACUGGCAGAAAAACAGCCCUAGAGUUCCAGCAGGAACGAACAGGAACCGAAAAACAAAUGGCAGUAUCCCUGAGACAGCCACUUCUGGUGGUUGCCAGCCACCUGGGGAUUCAGCGACAGGUUUCCACAGGGAAGGCCCUACAUCAUCUGCUACCCUGAAAGAUCUGGAGAGCCCGUGCCAAGAACGAGCAGUAGUCCUGGAUUCAACGUCCGUCAAAAUCAGUCGGCUGAAGAAAACCAUCAAAUCUUUGAAACAACAGAAGAAGCAAGUGGAACAUCAGCUGGAAGAAGAAAAGAAAGCAAACAACAACAGACAGAAAGCCGAAAGGGAGCUACAGGGUCAAAUCCAGACAUCGAUCAUACAGAAGGAAGAACUAAAUACAGACCUGUACCACAUGGAACGUUCUCUCAGAUACUUUGAAGAAGAGUCCAAGGACCUGGCUGUCCGCCUGCAACAUUCAAUGCAGUGUGAAGGAGAGUUAGAGAGGAUUCUCUCUGCUGUCAUCGCCACAGAGAAGAAGGCGGCAAACCAGUUGUCCAGCCGCAGCAAAGCACGUACGGAGUGGUGGUUAGAGCAGUCUGUGCGGGAGCAGGCACUACUGAAAGUGCAGCUGACACAGUUGAAGAAGUCAUUUGAACAAGUCCAAUUAGAAAAAGAUGAGUAUGCUGAUCGUAUAAAAGGAGAGAGGGCCCUGUGGCAGCAGAGGAUGAGAAAAAUGUCGCAGGAGGUUUACACACUGAAGACAGAGAAGGAGCAUUAUACUCAUCGGGUAGAGGAGCUGGAGAGGAGCUUGUCCGAACUUAAAAACCAGAUGGCUGAACCCUUGCCCCCAGAGCCCCCAGCAGUGCCCUCUGAGGUGGAGCUGCAGCACCUGAGGAAGGAACUAGAGAGAGUGGCAGGAGAGCUCCAGGCCCAGGUCAAAAACAAUCAGCACAUAAGUCUCCUGAACCGGCGACAAGAAGAGAGGAUUCGGGAGCAGGAAGAGAGGCUUCGGAAGCAGGAGGAGAGGCUUCAGGAGCAGCAUGAGAAGCUUCAGCAGCUGGCCAAGCCACAGAGCGUCUUUGAGGAGCCGAACAAUGAGAACAAGAGCGCACUGCAGUUGGAGCAGCAAGUAAAGGAGCUACAGGAGAAGCUUGGUGAGGUGAAGGAGACGGAGCGCCUGGAAGCUGCCAGCCAGCAGAACCAGCAGCUAACAGCCCAGCUGAGCCUCAUGGCUCUCCCUGGGGAAGGGCACGGAGGAGAACAUCUGGACAGUGAGGGGGAGGAGGCACCUCAGCCCGUGCCGAGUGUCCCAGAGGACCUGGAGAACAGGGAGGCCAUGGGCAGCUUUAUGGACCACCUGGAGGAGAAGGCAGACCUGAGUGAGCUGGUGAAGAAAAAAGAACUUUGCUUCAUCCACCACUGGCGAGAGAGAUGCCAUCAGAAAAUCCAUCACGUUUUAUCAGAACCAGGGGGCCGUGCCAAAGAUGCGGCACUGGGAGGAGGACACCAUCAGGCUGGAGCUCAGGGAGGAGAUGAAGGUGAAGCUGCUGGAGAUGCAGCAGAUGGUAUUGCGGCUUCCAGCAACUACAACAAUGGGCACAGAAAAUUCCUGGCCGCUGCCCAGAACCCUGCUGAUGAGCCCGGUCCAGGAGCCCCAGCCCCCCAGGAGCUUGGGGCUGCAGACAAGCAUGGUGAUCUUUGUGAGGUGAGCCUCACCUCCUCUGCCCAAGGAGAGGCCAGGGAGGAUCCUCUCCUUGACAAGCCUACUGCACAGCCGAUCGUGCAGGACCACCAGGAGCACCCAGGCUUGGGCAGCAACUGCUGUGUGCCGUUCUUUUGCUGGGCUUGGCUGCCAAGAAGAAGGAGAUAAACAUCACCAUCAUCAAAAAGCUGCUCAAGAAAUUUUUAAAUAGGAAACCAAGUUAUGGGGUUAAUCUCCUACACAAUUCAUUUACUUCCUUUGAAUGUUAGAGUCACUCAUGAUUAUUUGUGUUUCUAAUUUAUAGUUUAAGUUUAUUCGUAAAAAGUUAAAAGAGAGUGGGUCUCUGUGGCUCUCACUGAUGUUCA
Messenger RNA from Gorilla gorilla gorilla (western lowland gorilla), 2875 nucleotides. Its product is annotated as golgin subfamily A member 8N. Lineage: Eukaryota; Metazoa; Chordata; Mammalia; Primates; Hominidae. Gene Ontology annotation, biological process: Golgi organization. Bases 768 to 2678 code for a protein of 636 amino acids. Gene Ontology annotation, cellular component: Golgi apparatus; cis-Golgi network; Golgi cis cisterna. Gene Ontology annotation, molecular function: protein binding. The transcript has 19 exons. The record is from RefSeq and is a predicted model, not a curated record.